CUAUUUAAGGUUUCAUGCUGCAGCAUAAUAAUUGGCAGCUGGCUCUGGCUGCAGACAGAUUUUUUCCACACACUUUCUUUACCAUUCCAGGAACCUUUUGUUUUAACUUGUAUCCACUUCGCUUUUUUGUUAGUAGGGGAAAGGAAGAAAGGGAGGUGGUUGUUUGGUGGAGAGGGAGGAAAAAUGACAGAUAUAUAURAUGCCAUGUGUCCUUUGUGAGGCUUCGCAUCYUCAUUCACGCACGAGGCGGACCUCGUAUCCCAGACUGYACUGGUGCACCUGUGACUGGUUAGGCAGAGMCCAUAAUUCUCAGAUUCYAUGCCUUAAAAACUCAUGUWGAUGCCAUCGUCUUUGUAUACUACAGUGUGACUUCAGUUUGGGCAGCUGCCUUCUGUCAAUCUGGGACCACAGUCAUCUGAAGAAGCAGAAGCUUUCCCACCCCUUUCCCUCGCUCUCUCUUUCUCUCACUCUCUUUAUCUCCCCCUCCCUCUCCCUUUCUCCCUCGUUCUCCUCCCUCUCUCCAGAGACAUCUGGCUUUUGAGCAACCACAGUCUUCUUACCUGCUGACCUUCCAUCCCACACGCAGAGGGAGAGAGAGAGAGGAGAGAAAGGUAAGAGGAAUGGACUCUUGUCAUUUCCUGAAGGGUUCCUGCUCGGUUGUCCCUAGUACAGUUAUGUUUCCCCUCCGUGUCCCCAUCUUUGCCGUGCUGGUCAGCCUGACCGUGGGUCAGUACGAUGACUACGACUACCAGCCGGCUUCCCAGCACGGCCCGUCCAGCGCCAACUGUGCCCAGGAAUGCGAGUGCCCCAUCAACUUCCCCACUGCCAUGUACUGUGACUCCCGCAACCUUAAGUUUGUGCCCAUUGUGCCYUCRGGCAUCAAGUACCUGUACCUGCAGAACAACCUGAUCGAGGAGAUCAAGGCUGGGGUCUUCGACAACGUCACGGCUGAACUCCGUUGGCUGGUCUUGGACCAUAACCAGAUCACCAAUGACAAGGUCGCCAAGGGAACCAUCGACAAGCUGACCGGACUUCAUAAGAUCUUGUUCAGCUUCAACAAACUGACGGAAGCUGUGAUCCCUCCCUCCAUGUCCUUGGACGAGCUGAAGAUGAUGAACAACCAGCUGUCCAAGUUCCCCGCAGGGAGUCUGGCCGGCAUGCAGAACCUGACCUCGGUCCACCUCGAGAACAACGAGCUGACAUCUAAAGCUCUUAACGGGGUCUUCAAGGGCCUCAACAAGCUGGUGGCCAUAGACUUGACCAACAACAAGCUGAAGAAGCUUCCCUCAGGCAUGCCCAGUUCGCUGGAGACCUUCUAUGGCGAUCACAAUGACAUCAGCAGCAUCGCAGCUGGGGACCUCAAAGAGCUGCCCAAGCUGGCGUACCUGAGGUUGGCCUACAAU
Molecule: messenger RNA, 1403 nt
Organism: Salvelinus sp. IW2-2015
Lineage: Eukaryota; Metazoa; Chordata; Actinopteri; Salmoniformes; Salmonidae
Product: lumican-like
Molecular function (GO): protein binding
Source: RefSeq, a predicted model, not a curated record